AUGGCCGCCUCCUGCACAGAAGGGGAGCCUAUCGCUGGCAUUAGAAAGAGGCAGCAAUUCGGGAACCGGUUCCUGAGCGAUCCAGCGCACGUUUUCCACCACAAUGCCUGGGACAAUGUGGCAUGGUCGGAAGAACAGGCCGCAGCGGCGGAGGAGAAAGUCCGGGAGAACAGUGCCCAGCGAGUGUGCCCGGAGAAGCAAGCUGAUUAUGAGAUUAACGCCCACAAAUACUGGAAUGACUUUUACAAAAUCCACGAAAAUGGAUUUUUCAAGGAUAGACAUUGGCUUUUUACUGAAUUCCCUGAGCUGGCUCCUCAUCAAGACCAAAGUCACAUGAAGGAUUUGCUACCAGAGAAUAAGAAACCAGAAACAUCUGAACAUAAAAGUAGUGUGGAUGAAUCUGAUUUAGUAGAAGAACAGCAUGGGUGUUCUUCAAACAGUUUUGGACAUAAAAUAUCUCCUGUGGAGAAGAAUGUAAUUCAGAAAUUCAAUGAUCUGGAAAUCUGUGCUGAAGAAUUUCCUGGGUCCUCAGCCACCUACCGAAUACUUGAGGUUGGUUGUGGUGUGGGAAACACAGUCUUUCCGAUCUUGCAAACCAACAAUGACCCAAGACUCUUCGUUUACUGUUGUGAUUUCUCUUCCACAGCUGUGGAGCUAGUCCAGACAAAUCCAGCAUAUGAUCCUUCCCGGUGCUUUGCCUUUGUCCAUGAUCUGUGUGAUGAAGAGAAGAGUUACCCCAUGCCCAGCAACAGUCUUGAUGUUGUUGUCCUCAUCUUUGUUCUUUCAGCAGUUGUUCCAGACAAGAUGCAGAGCACCAUCAACCGGCUGAGCAGGCUUCUGAAGCCUGGAGGGAUGAUGCUUCUGCGAGACUAUGGACGCUAUGACAUGGCUCAGCUUCGCUUUAAAAAAGGUCAGUGUUUGUCUGAAAAUUUCUAUGUGAGAGGCGAUGGCACCAGAGUUUACUUCUUUACACAAGAUGAGCUGGACACGCUUUUUACCACUGCCGGAUUGGAAAAGGUGGAGAAUCUGGUGGAUCGCCGCUUACAGGUGAACCGAGGGAAGCAGCUGACAAUGUACCGGGUCUGGAUUCAGUGCAAGUACCGACGGCCUCUUCCAUCCAGCACCAGCUAAGCGACACCCGCUGCUGACAUGUUCUCUGCUCCGUGGGACUCUUGAAAAAUACGGCCACAGAUGUUGGCCUCUGAUGUUGAACAGUUCAAAUGCUCAGACAUUGAACCCGAACCUAGGAAAAAUACCAUCGCCCUUUUUUUUUAACGUAAAACUGAAAAUCCUACUUUAUAUUUGUGAAAUACUUGACUAUA
Suncus etruscus (white-toothed pygmy shrew) is the source of this 1322-nucleotide messenger RNA. RefSeq names its product methyltransferase 2A, methylcytidine (gene METTL2A). NCBI's taxonomy places the organism in Eukaryota, Metazoa, Chordata, Mammalia, Eulipotyphla, Soricidae. The transcript has 9 exons. Gene Ontology annotation, molecular function: tRNA (cytidine-N3)-methyltransferase activity. Bases 1 to 1131 code for a protein of 376 amino acids. The record is from RefSeq and is a predicted model, not a curated record.